CUGCUCCGCAUGGAGCGCGCGGCCGUCGUCGCCUUUGGCGUCGUGUCCUACGGCUGCCACGUGUCCGGCUACGUCGCCGGCGACGACGGGCGGCCCGCGGCCGUCUGGGUCGCGACGCGCGCGCUGUCGAAGCCGACGUACGCGGGCCUCUACGACCAGAUCGCCGCGGGCGGGCUCCCGGCGGAGCUGACGCUGCUCGAGAACGCGAAGAAGGAGGCCGAGGAGGAGGCGUCGAUCCCCCGGGCCGUGCUCGACCGCGACCUGAGGCCCGCGGGCUGCGUGUCCUACAAGUACGCGGCGAAGCGGGGCCUCUCGGCGAAGACGCUCGUCGUCUUCGACCUGAGGCUGCCCCGGGAGCUCGUGCCCAUGAACGGCGACGGCGAGGUCGACGAGUUCCGCCUCGUGCCCGUAGACGAGGCCGUCGACUCGCUCCGCGACGAGCUCUUCAAAUGGAAGCCCAACUCCGCGCUCGUCAUGCUCGACUUCGCCAUGCGCCACGGCUUCGUCGACCCGGACGACCCGGAGUUCGUCCCCAUCGCCCAGGCGCUGCGCCAGGGCGGGUAA
Messenger RNA from Aureococcus anophagefferens, 564 nucleotides. RefSeq lists its product as hypothetical. The annotation marks the transcript as partial. The transcript has a single exon. The record is from RefSeq and is a predicted model, not a curated record. Lineage: Eukaryota; Pelagophyceae; Pelagomonadales; Pelagomonadaceae.